UCCCGACUCGCCAUCAUGCAGCGCUGCAGGUCUUCCGUGCUGCUGUUGCUGCCACUGUCACUGCUGCUGGCACUGCUGCUGGGGUCCGCUACCGCUGCUCCCUUGGUGCAGAGACCCUCCAAGGAAGAGCUGACCCGCUGUCUGGCAGAAGUGGUCACAGAAGUGCUGACGCUGGGCCAGGUCCAGCGAGGGCCCUGCACGGCUCUCCUCCACAGAGAGAUGUGCGAGACAGAGCCCUACGGCUGUGUGUCUGCCGAGGUUGGGGAUUUCAAGAAGCGGGGUGCUGGGAAGACGAAGUCCAGCCAGGAGGUGAGGGAUGAGGAAGAGGAGGCCGAGGAGAGGACCCAUAAGUCCGAGGUGCGGGAACAGGCCAUCCACGAGCAGCUCCACAGCCGGCUCCACCAGGAGGAGGAGGAAAAGAAGAAGAGGGGGCCCAUGGAGACCUUCGAGGGCUUGUGGGAGCAGCGUCUAGAGGGUGGAGGGGGUCCCCAGAAGCGGGUGGCAGAGCAGGCCAGUGACGAGGAGACAGCCCAGUUCGAGGCCGAGGAGAAGGGCGUGCAGGUGCUGGGUGGGGGCCACAGCCUGUGGCAGGGGGCCGAGAGCGGGGAAAGAGAGAGGCAGGACUCACUGCACCGCCACCACCUCCACCAGCCAGAAACUGAGCCCAAGCAGGAGGAGAAGGAAGAGGCUUCGGACAGGGAGGAGCAGGAUGUGGAGCGGCUGGAGCACAUGAGAGACGAGCUGAAGAAGGCGACAGAGAUGCUUGGGGAAGAGCUCCUGAGGGAGGGCUGACCCCUGACCUCAUGGCCGCCUCCUUCCGGACACACCCUGCAGCUUAGGACUGUUGACUCCCAAAGCCCCCACCUCACCUGGCAUCCCCCUCCGCUCCCCAACCUGCAGGAGUGGGGAGAAGGGUGUGCCGUGGAACCAGGCCUGAGGGGCCGAGUGUGCCCUGGGUCGAAGGGCUGGGCUCUGACUGGCUCAGGAAGCACCCCACCAUCCACAUGACCCACUCCAACCCUUCCAAGUGAAUAAAGCACAACGAA
Molecule: messenger RNA, 1046 nt
Organism: Rhinolophus ferrumequinum (greater horseshoe bat)
Lineage: Eukaryota; Metazoa; Chordata; Mammalia; Chiroptera; Rhinolophidae
Gene: CCER2
Product: coiled-coil glutamate rich protein 2
Exons: 5
Coding region: 16-792 (258 amino acids)
Source: RefSeq, a predicted model, not a curated record